GGGGAGGAGAAAGCUUCAUCUAGCACUCCAGUCUGCCAAAUCUAAGCACUGAUUCUCCAGGACCACUGAGCCAGUACUGUCUUCUUGCUCCUCCAAGACACAGCUAGCUUCCCAAGCAGGCAGGCAGACCAGCAGAACCGCCUGCCCUGAGGGACCUUCCCUCACCACCCAUCAUCUAUCGCUAGGCACUCCGCCCGCAGCACAUCAAGGUACUGUGUGUAUGACAACUGUUCUUCACCUCAAGUAUAAUUUGCAAUGAUUUGAGUUUAGACUUGAUAGUCUGAGAGUGAUAUAUGAAAAAGUUAAUUUGUGAAUAUUCAUAUUUAUUCUUUCAUUCUCUCAUUAUACUAUACACAAAGUAAUUUAUUCAUACAGAAAUAUCUUGAGUCAAUAAGUAUUUUUAACCCCUUUGUUAUGGCAAGCCUAAAUAAGUUCAGGAGUAAAAAUGUGCUUAACACUUCAAAAUAAUAAGUUGCAUGGAAUCACUCUGUGUGCAAUAAUAGUAUUAAACAUGUUUUUUUUUUUAUGACUACCUCAUCUCUGUACCCAACACAUACAAUUAUCUGUAAGGUCCAUCAGUUGAGCAGUGAAUUUCAAACACAGAUUUAACCAUAAAGACCAGGGAGGUUUUCCAAUGCCUCGCAAAGAAGGGCACCUAUUGGUAGACAUUGAAUAUCCCUUUGAGCAUGGUGAAGUUAUUAAUUACACUUUGGAGGGUGUAUCAAUACACCCAGUCACUACAAAGACACAGGUGUCCUUCCUAACUCAAUUUCCAGAGGAAGGAAACCGCUCAGGGAUUUCACCAUGAGGCACAAUACUAACCUGAUUGACAGAGUGAAAAGAAGGAAGCCUGUACAGAAUUAAAAUAUUCCAAAACAUGCAUUCUGUGUUUAACAAGGCACUAAAGUAAAACUGCAAAAAAUGUGGCAAAGCAAUGAACUUUUUGUCCUGAAUACAAAGUGUUAUGUUUUGGGCAAAUCCAAUACAACACAUUACUGAGUACCACUCUCCAUAUUUUCAAGCAUAGUGGUGAUCGUUAAGGACUGGGAUAAAAAAGAAACAAAAUGGAACUAAUCACAGACAAAAUCCUAGAGGAAAACCUGGUUCAGUCUGCUUUCCACCAGACACUGGGAGAUGAAUUCACCUUUCAGCAGGACAAUAACCUAAAACAAAAGGCCAAAUCCACACUGGAGUUGCUUACCAAGAAGACAGUGAAUGUUCCUGAGUGGCCGAGUUAAAGUUUUAGCAUUUCGCUACACCCGCGAUUACGUCUGCUAAAUAUCUGUGUGCAACCAAUAACAUUUGAUUUGAUUUGACUUAAAUCUACUUGAAAAUCUAUGGCAAGACUGGAAAAUGGUUGUCUAGCAAUGAUCAUCAACCAAUUUGACAGAGCUUGAAGAAUUUUGAAAAUAAUAAUGGUCAGAUGUUGCACAAUCUAGGAGUGAAAAGCUCUUACCCAGAAAGACUCACAGCUGUAAUCACUGCCAAAGCUGCUUCUACAAAGUAUUGAAAUGGGUGUAAAUACUUAUGUAAAUUAGAUAUUUCUGUAUUUCAUUUUAAAAUAAUUUGUUAACAUUUCUAAAAACAUGUUUUCACUUUGUCAUGAUGGGAUAUUGUGUGUAUAAAAUAAAUCAAUUUAAUCCAUUUUGAAUUCAGGCUGUAACAACAAAAUGUGUAAUAAAUCAAGGGGUAUGAAUACUUUCUGAAGUUACUGUAGAUAAAAAAAUUAUUCCUGACAAUUCUAUGGAGAGAAAUGCUCCUCACAUCUCAUCUUGUAGGCUACAUUAGCAAACUCAAAACCAACCAGAAAUCCAUGUUUUAACAAUGCACGUCCUCCACUGCUUACAUUAUGUAAUGACUGACUAUAAUCUGAUUAGCCCAAUACUAAACUCCUUACACAGCUAACAAUUUCCUCUGCUUUCAACAGAACAUGAACGAAUUCGACUUCCACAACUCCUCAUUUAAUUUCUUCAAUGGCACACCCUGGUUUGUCUACGAAUGCACCAUCAACCUGGAUAAGGACUAUCGGAGGAUCGCCCUGUUUCUGCUCUACCUGCUGCUGUUCAUGGUGGGGCUGGCAGAGAACACCCUGGUGGUGUGGGUCAACUGGCGCCGGCGCCAUUCGGCCAACGGCGUCUUGUUCUGUGUCAUCAACGUGAGCCUGUCGGACCUGAUGGUGGUUUUAAUGAUGCCCUUCUUCAUGCUGGAGGUGACCAUGGACAAGGUGUGGCUGUGGGGCCGCUUCCUGUGUAAAGUCACCCACCUCAUCUACGUGGUCAACUUCUACAGCAGCUCAUUCUUCCUGGCUUUCAUGACCUUGGAGCGCUACCUGUCCCUGUCCAGGCCCUCAUCACCUGCCUGCUUCCCCGUGGCCAGGCGUCGCCGUUGGCUACUCUGUGGUGGUCUCUGGCUCUUCUCCCUGUUCCUGGCUCUGCUGGAGAACUUCCACAUGGACCUGCUGGAGUGGGACGAGCCCGGCUGCUACAUGCUGCCAGAGAACAACUACACUGAGUGGUUCGUCUCCAUAUCCUUCCUCUGCCUCAUCUUCCAGUUCCUGGUCCCGGUCUCCAUCAUCGUCACCUGUAACGUGCUGAUCGCCCGGGCGGUGCGUUCCGCUCCAGACGUGCAGGGAAGACGGGAUGUGUGGCUGGUGCAUGUGUACUCCCUGGUGUUUGUCAUCUGCUGGCUGCCGUACCACAUGGUCAUGUUCCUGAUGAUGGUGGAUGAUCUGGACCCUCACGUGUUCAGCUGCAACACAGUGGAGGUGCUCUACUUCUCCUACAGUGUGGUCCAGUGCCUGUCCCUCUUCCACUGCAUUGCCAACCCAGUCCUCUACAACUUUCUAAGCAAGAGCUUCCGCACCAACCUGAUCAACGCUGUGGUCCACUAUGUACCCAGGGAGGGCCCAGGAGGGUCGAAUCCCCAAGAAACUGCACCCAACGCAAGAGGACCAGACACGGGCAAAAAGGAACGCAAGCUUAGCAACAUGAGUACCAGCCAUUCUGACGUUGCUGCCUCGUAGAAAAAGGAAGCAUCAUAGUGUCACAUUGAGACUUAACUAGCCAUCAUCACUGAAGGACAAUGGAGGAAAGAAAAUUUAAAAAAACUAACUGAAGCAUGUGCUGCUUUCACAGGCUAAAAGACAAGAAGCCUCCUAACAGUCUCUGCUGUUGAUGACUUGGCUCCAGAUUGUCCACCCUACUCCCAAAGUAUGCACUUGCACAC
Messenger RNA from Coregonus sp. 'balchen', 3225 nucleotides. NCBI's taxonomy places the organism in Eukaryota, Metazoa, Chordata, Actinopteri, Salmoniformes, Salmonidae. The record is from the annotation of a GenBank genome assembly.